Trichogramma pretiosum is the source of this 3236-nucleotide messenger RNA. RefSeq lists its product as uncharacterized. The transcript is spliced from 5 exons. Lineage: Eukaryota; Metazoa; Arthropoda; Insecta; Hymenoptera; Trichogrammatidae. Bases 704 to 2485 code for a protein of 593 amino acids. Gene Ontology annotation, molecular function: protein binding. The record is from RefSeq and is a predicted model, not a curated record.
UAUUCGACACAGCUCAGCAGCAACAGCAGCAGCUUACACAUUUGAUGGUAAACUGCAAACGCGAUGUUGCGCGCAAGCGAUAAGGUCUAGAAUAGGCCACUGCUUAGUUUGCAGCGCGUCAUCGGUGCAAGAGAUUCGCAAAAUAUCUGUGCAUAGUGCGCGGCGCGCCUCGUCGUCGACGAGCUACGUUUUAUUAACGUAGUGUAACCUUGAACCUGACUAUAUAUCUAUACACGGAGUACGAAUGCACGUCGCACGAAAGCGUAUAGCGCACAUAGUACAGGACUGCGUGAAGGAUAUCCCAGCGUAAGGUUUUUUGGGGAGUGUCAGUCAGUGCUUGGCGAUCGAGUGCAGCGCGCCACCCAGCUACGUAGGCUUCGUAUGUGCACACAGACACACACGUUUCGCGACCCGUGAACGACCUGCAUUGCUCAAACGCAGCGCUAAUAUAAUACCUGCUGGUCCAGGUAAACGGAGGAAUUUUUGGCAAAAGUGACGAGAAGACCGAGUAGUGUUUAUUUAUAAUUCGCCCCUACUAUUACAAUUUAGAGUUUUGCUCUAUAUGUGCAUUUUGCAUAGAGAUCGUCGGAGUGGAAAGUUGCAGUUGCAGUUGCAGUUGCAGAGUGAGUUCGCGCGUGUGUGAGUGCUGGGUACAUACCCGUAUUUCGAUACACAAACGUCCAUCGACGAUUUGACAUUUAACAUGGAUCCUGCCAUAUUUCCUGAGGAAAUUUGGAUUAAGAUUUUGCUUGGGUGUGAUGUACCUGAUAUCAUUGCCUUCGGCAGUACCUGCAAAUACCUGCGUAAAACUUCGGACACGGAUUAUCUGUGGAAACUAAAAUGGCUACAGCUCACUUCAAAAGUAAAUUUUCAAUUUCCGGACGUCAAGUCUCUGCAAGUAAUCAACGUCAGUUUCAAAGCCAUGUGCUACAGGCUACAUAUGAUGAUGGCCCUCAACGAAAGUACAGAAAAUAUGUUUCCAAAAUGUUGUUACUGCAGUGGUUAUACAUGCCAAAAAUAUUGCACCGAAAGAUCUAGCACUAAAGUAGUCAUAGAAAUAGGCAAUAAGUACACAUGGGUUAUAACUCCAAAUUUUGGGUUGAGGAGACACUGCUCAAUGCUUGGCUUCCCGAAAUAUAACAAACAGAUGACUCAUGUGGAACAAGUACCUUCUCAACUCCCUCCACAGAGUGCACCUAGCAGUAGUUGCAGAAGAAAAUUGGAAGGAAAAUUCGUCAGUAAAAAGUCUCUGGUAAAAUUGUUGAAACUUUCUGAACCAGAGUCUACUAAACUUCCGCCUCGCAGUGGACCAUUCUGUGUAUUCUGCAAUUCAGUACAAUUGUAUAGAGAAAAAAGGAGGCUUGAAUUACAUCCUAAUGAUGCAUCUUGUUGUCCUCAUCUUAAUGCAAACCAUCAGAAAUUAAUUAAUGGUUAUUGCACAGAUACAAAAGAAAUUUUAGGCAUACCAAAUAUUGAUUUAUUGAAUCCAGCUCAAGCUUUGCUUAUGGAUGGAUCAUUUUCAGUUUUAAAGGAUUUUGUUGAUCAUUUAUUUAGACAAAUGGGUCUUACUGAAACCCUAAGAAAACCUAAUACAGUUCUUAUGCUGUGUGAACCAUUAGGAAUGAGCAUAUCAAUUAGGAAACAACUUUUACAUUAUUUAUUCCAAGAAGUCAAAAUUGCUAAAGUAUGUUUAGUACCUAAACCACUAUCUGCAUGUGCUAUGAUUGGAAUAGACACUUGCAUUGUUAUAGAUAGUGGCGCUUUAAGUACAAGUGUAGCUGUUAUAAUUAAUAAUAGAGUUGUACCUUCUUGUUGGAAAAUAAUACCUGUUGGUGGAUGGCAUGUAGCUUAUUAUUUAAAACAAGCAAUGAAUUGGCAACCAAAGGAGUGUCAGGAAAUACCGAUUUCUUAUCUAGAUUCCCCUACUGUGAAAGAACGCUGUAGGCUCUUAUUGGAUAUGCAAGAUGGCGAAUUUCAUAAUAGAUAUGAUAAAUUCAGCAAAGGGGGACAAAGCAAACCUGAUAAAGUAGAUAUUGAUAUCAGAGUUGAUACUUAUGCUAACUGUAAAAGGGAUUGGAGAGUAACAUUAGGAUCAGAAUUAUACACAGCUCCAGAGCUCAUGUAUGUCAGCAUGAAUUUACCUGAAGCAGUCAAAGAAGUCACAAAAGGACUUCCUGAAAUCGUUAAAAAGGAAUGUUUGUCUCACAUUCUCUUGACUGGUGGAAAUACAGAUUUACCUGGAUUUGAAUUACGAUUGCGACAAGAUUUGAAAAAAGUCUUUCCAGAAUAUGCACCUCUUUUAGAAGUAAAAGGCUGUCUAGGCACCCACUGCUGGAACGUAGUAAUGGGAUCCUUGUAUGUGCCUUUAUCUUUGCAUCCAGAUAAAAUUGCACCAGAAUAUUCAGAGGGAUGCUCAUUUACAUUAUCAAGAGAAAAAUAUAUUCUUUUUGGUUGUGAAUCGUUAGAUGAAGAAAUUUAUGAUUAAAUAAUUGAGUCUUGAUUAAAAAGGUUGAUAAAGUUUCAUAUCGAGAUUUUAUAACAGCAAAAUUAUAGGAUAAAUUGAAAAAUAUUGAAUAUCCGUUCAGAGCACGAAAAAAAUAAAAAAUAUUAUAUUACGUAUCUAGGCCGUGAAAAAGAGAAAACUUCCAAGGUUCGUGUAAUUAGUGUCCGAGGCUGAUGAACACGUUUACUGGGUCUUUUUUAAGUCGCAGGCUAAGUGUAUAUACAAUAUUUCGUGAAGUCCCUGAGCAAAAUGUAACCAUUUCCCCUAGGCGUUAGGCUGAAAAAGAGUUGCUUUCGGAUGGAUUAUCGAAAAAAAUAUGUUACCAUCUUGCGAUAGAUUAUAUCCCAUGUUAUCAGUGAAAUUGUUGGGAAUUGUAAAAGUCAAAUGAUUAAAAAUUUCGACUAACAUCAAUCGGAUAUAUGUGUAUUAAAUUUUGCUUACAGAUCAUCUGAAAUAUCAAUCUGCUAAUAAUAACUGGUGUAACCAAACAUCUAAAGUCAUGAUCUACAUGAAAUUAAUAUUACAUACAAUUAUUGCGAUAAAAAAAUUCAUAGUCAUUACUUAUCACAUAAAUCAACAGUGGUAAAGCAUUUAAUUGAACAUUCCAAUUGAUAUAAAAUUCAAUAUUUUUAAUUUCGUUUGCUUUUUCACUGUUUGUUGAAUUCAGUUUGUUGAAUUUUCAUUUCAAAAAAGUUGAUUUAACUCUUCAAUCGAAACUCUUUCUCUCUAUCUC